UUGAAUUUAAUAUACGCAUCAUUAUGCGUUAACGCUUUUCUUUCCUUAAAAGUGUAUAUCACGUGGUCGUUGCGGCACUAUUUAGGGACGUCACAUCUCGUAUUGAAUGAUACUAACGCGUGCGAUCAGCAAACAUGUGUCUAGUACUUGCAUUGUGCUUAUUACUGGGCGCAAAUGCUCUUGAGCCACAGUGUAUCAAUUAUGCGCCAAACCGGUUUGAAUACGAGCAUAAUGUACUUGAAAAACUAGUGUAUCUGGAACAGUUUAAAACCGAUGCAACAGAAAGGAUUGCUGCUCAGGUACAACAACUUCAUACUGUACUUGGAAAACUUCUUUAUCUGGAACAGUUCAAAGAGGAUGCUAGCGAAAAGAUUUCUGUCCUUGAAAAACAACUGCAAGGCCCACCAACACACUCUCCGCUGACAAAUUCAACACAAUCUCCGGUGACACCACGUAGUUCAUCAACGUACGUUCACUGGGGUAUGAACACGUGUCCGAAUGUGACAGCUACGACGAUGGUAUACAGCGGACAAGCAGCCGGUGGACAUCAUCUCCACACCGGCUCUGGUGAAUACAUUUGCUUGCCAAACGAUCCAGAGUACGACAAAUACAAUCAAAACAAUGAUGAGAAUAGAUCACUUAUGUAUGGGGCUGAGUACGAGACACAUGCACCAAUCACAAAUCCUCCAGCUUUAAGCGAUCUCCACGAUCAUGACGUACCGUGCUCUGUUUGUCUUGCACGCGGGAAGACAACGUUGAUGAUACCUGGCCGUACAUCGUGCUACAGCGGCUGGACUAAGGAGUACCAGGGAUAUCUGAUGGGGGAGUACCAUUCGUAUCAAGGGAAAGGAUAUGUCUGCAUGGACAAAAACGCAGAGGCGCUGAAUGGCACCGAUGCCGACCUGAAUGGAGCAUUGCUAUACUUUGUCGAAGGUCGGUGUGGUAAUUUGCAAUGUCCCCAGUAUCUCGAGGGAGCAGAACUAGCCUGUGUCGUUUGUUCAAUAACAAUAUAAAUGUUAGUAUGCUAAAUGCAAUACAACAACAUUUUCAUUUAUGUAUAUUUACGAAUAAGUUUUGAAAACAAAUUGUUUUAAUUUACCGCAUGGGCAAAUAAUGCAUUUGUCAUCUUAACAAUAUGUAUGCAUAUUUGAAUGAAUUUGAAGUAUAUACUCUGGCUUACUUACGUAUAAUAGUGUAUCCAUUUAUGAAUUGUUUAACAGAGAAAACAGCAAAAACAUCAAUUGCUUAUAUAUUUGUGUUCAUAUCUUAACACCAUAAUUCGUCGGACACUUAUUUUCUUUUCUUGUCUCGGAUAAAUUUGCAAAAUUACUAAACAAUUAAUGGUCACAGUACUGUAAUGUAAAGAAAGAUGGUCAAAACUGGCCACGUUCCAGGGUUCACUUGAUUUACAUAGACUUAUGUAGGUUGAUGACAUCAACCAUCUCCUUUGAAAUGACACGGGCCACACCUUUGACAUUUGUAAAGAGCCAUCUGAUAGGGAUCCGGUUUAAACAUAUGCUUGCCAAACGACCCAGACUAUGACAAAUACAAUCAAAGCACUGAUGAAUAUAUAUCACUGAUGUAUGGGGCUGAGUACGAAACCUAUUACAAUCCUCCAUCCUUUGGCGAUCCCCACGAUCAUGACGCACCGUGCUCUGCUUGUCUUGCUCGCUGAAUGACAACAUUGAUGAUUCCUGGCCUUACAUCGUGCUACAUCGAAUGGAUCAAGGAGUACCAGGGAUACGUGAUGGGGGAGCACUUUUGAUUUCAAGCAAAAGGAUAUGUCUGCAUGGAUAAAAACGCCGAGGCGCUGCAUUCCAGCGUUGCCAACCUGAACAGAUCCUUUUUCUACCGUGUUGAAUGUCGGUGUGAUACAUUAAAAUGUCCUCCGUAUAUACAGGGAGCAGAACAAGCACGUGUCGUUUGUUCAUACACAACAUAAUUAUUAGCAUGAUAAAUGAAAUACAAUAUUUUUCUAUAUUUACGAACUUUCGUUGACAAUUUAUUUUUUUAAUUUAAUUAAUCGACAAAUAAUUUAGUUGCGAUCUUUACAUCUAUUCAUUUUUCUAUAUUUACGAACUUUCUUUGACUAUAUAUUUAUUAAAUUUAAUUAAUCGACAAAUAAUUUAGUUGUGAUCUUUACAGUAUA
Molecule: messenger RNA, 2149 nt
Organism: Dreissena polymorpha
Lineage: Eukaryota; Metazoa; Mollusca; Bivalvia; Myida; Dreissenidae
Product: short-chain collagen C4-like
Exons: 2
Coding region: 135-1013 (292 amino acids)
Source: RefSeq, a predicted model, not a curated record